Molecule: messenger RNA, 1257 nt
Organism: Annulohypoxylon maeteangense
Lineage: Eukaryota; Fungi; Ascomycota; Sordariomycetes; Xylariales; Hypoxylaceae
Exons: 3
Coding region: 142-1056 (304 amino acids)
Source: RefSeq, a predicted model, not a curated record
CUUCCCUAACUUCUAUUGGCAGUAUUAAAUGUAUUAGUUAGUAGCUUGAAGGUUUCCCUUUUCUUCUUAUUAAAAAGUCAAUUGACAAUCUCUUCGCUUCUCCUCCUCUCACUUCCGUGCGCAAGGCCGCGAACAUUCACAAUGCCUCCAAAACCACGAAUAAAACGUCCCUCUCGCCAAUUCUCCCCAGCUCAACGUCAGCGACGAUCCUUCGCCAGACCCGAUCCAGCCAUCGGCUACGAAGUUCGUCGAUUAGGACCUUUCGACUCAUCGUCCACAGCCAAUUCUUCCAACGAACCCACCCCGCCCGAGCCCACGAAAGAUGAAAAUGACCUAAUCCCGUCUGGCUACUGGGUCACGGAGAUAAAGAAGCGGCUAGGAAAAUGCAUCAUGUUUGGCUGCAGCCGGGGACAAGCACGUAAGAUAGCGGAUGUGCUGCAGGAGCUUACUACAGAAUGGCGCGAUUUGACCGCAGCCUCGGCGGGAUUCCUGACAGCUGGGAAUAGUGGAUUCGUGGACCAGAAACUCGCGUUUGGAGAGACGGCAAGCUGGGGAUAUAUAAGUAACGCCAACUACUUUCGAUUCGUCGAAUCUUCGCGCGUCAACUGGCUCACACACUUCGCAAGCGUGGAUCCGAAGCAUGCCAACGAGUGGAGGGAACUCAUGAUGACUAGGGGGCCAAGUCUUAUCAUGCAAUCCUUCCGUGCCAGCUACAAAUUCCCACUCAAAUUUCCAGAUACCGUUUCAGCAUACCAUAAACUCCAAACUUUGCCUACAGCUAAAGAUAAGCUCCUCUUCAUGAACAGUAUCGUAAUAUCGCACAAGCAAAUGCGUGUCGCUGCAGCCACCAGGGAGACCGCUAUAUUGUACAACCACAAUAUUCACCAGAGGAUAGCAAUUCCUCCAUUUAUGCUGAACGUUUUUCAAGACAUAUGGCGUCAACAAGAGGAAACGGAGAAAAGGGCUAGACAAAGAAUAGUUGAACUCACAAGGAGCAUACGAAAGUUCGAAAAGCAGAUUUGGGAUAAGGAGGGUGCGGUUGAGGAUAUGGGCUAGUGAACAGAAGCAUUACUGCGUAAAUAUGUGGAAGGGACAAAAGGUAAAUAUUCCAGGCGUACAUCUAAGUAUACUGGAUGCUCAUAGUUGCUGCAUACUAAAUUACAGCCUUGCCGUGAGUUAUCCUGGCCGAAGAUUAGGAUACUCAUCCAUUUAGGUACGCAUAGUAUGUACCAAAGCUCGACUUACAUGUCAGGAGUA